Elaeis guineensis (African oil palm) is the source of this 972-nucleotide messenger RNA. Its product is annotated as peptidyl-prolyl cis-trans isomerase CYP20-1. Gene Ontology annotation, biological process: protein peptidyl-prolyl isomerization; protein folding. NCBI's taxonomy places the organism in Eukaryota, Viridiplantae, Streptophyta, Magnoliopsida, Arecales, Arecaceae. The record is from RefSeq and is a predicted model, not a curated record. Gene Ontology annotation, cellular component: cytoplasm; intracellular membrane-bounded organelle. Gene Ontology annotation, molecular function: peptidyl-prolyl cis-trans isomerase activity; cyclosporin A binding.
ACGUGCAUAGCACGUUUCUAAAGCUAGGGCUAAAAUAAGCUUUCGUCGCUGUGGACUAUUCGAUCGAAUCGCAGGCGAAGGAGAAGAGGGGCAGCGCAGCACACAAAGGGAAAUGAUGGCGGCUGCGAAACGGAUGGUCUCGACGACUUCGCUGCUGCUAUGGCUGGUGCUCUUCGUGAGCACCCUCGGACUGAUCCAGGCCAAAGCAUCCAAGGAGGAUCUGAAGGAAGUAACGCACAAGGUUUACUUUGACGUCGAGAUCGAAGGGAAACCUGCAGGUCGAAUUGUGAUGGGCCUAUUUGGGAAGACUGUGCCUAAGACAGCAGAAAAUUUUCGAGCCCUUUGCACAGGUGAGAAAGGUACGGGUAAAAGUGGGAAACCUCUUCACUACAAGGGGAGCACAUUCCACAGAAUUAUACCCAGCUUUAUGAUCCAGGGAGGUGACUUCACACUUGGUGAUGGAAGGGGUGGGGAAUCUAUCUAUGGUACAAAAUUUGCUGACGAAAACUUCAAACUCAAGCACACAGGACCAGGGUUUCUGUCAAUGGCAAAUGCUGGCCCUGAUACGAAUGGAUCUCAAUUUUUUAUCACAACCGUAACAACAAGCUGGUUGGAUGGUAGACACGUUGUUUUCGGUAAGGUGAUUUCUGGAAUGGAUGUGGUGUACAAAAUUGAAGCAGAAGGCCGACAGAGUGGAACACCCAAAAGCAAAGUUGUAAUUGCGGAUAGUGGGGAACUGCCAUUAUAAUUACAUUUCACUGCUUAAGAAGCCGUGUGGGUGGUAGAAGGGUGAUGACAUUUGUAAUGCAAUUACUUGGAUAUGCUAGGACCCUUAUUUCAUGGUGCUAGCCGCCUUAUUAUCUUAAAUCUUAAGAUACGAUAUGGUGAUACGUUUUGGAUAUUUCCAACUGGUUAUAUUAUAUUGGUGACAUCAUCUUUGCUGAAAUGAAUCAGGUUUUGGAAUUUUUCUUU